UGCUCGACCUCUUCAUGUCAUGUCUUGCAAUCAGGAUAUGAUAUUCCGUCUGUUGGAUCGCAAUUCCAGGGGAGGUUAUCGUGUCAAGAUAGUGGAAACUGGUUUCCUUUAGACGCUUUUCCUGACUGCAUAGUUUCGACUUUACCUUGGUUAAAUCUACCAAUGGAAUUGUACUAUGACGGAGACUGCAAUGACAAUGACACAAAAACACAGAUAAAAGAACAGGUUUUAGUCUACUUAGCCGGAGUAGAAGCCGAUGUCGACAACUCUAUAUGUCCCGACAACAACACGUGCAAAAUAGAAAAUUUAGACGUUGUCUGCGGUGAAACUGCAAGAAGAAGACGGAAAUCUGUAACUUCACAUGAUAUCUACAAACGUAAUGCUUACGGUUUAAUAAGGUUCAAUGUUAAGAAGAAAUGGGAACAAGGGGAACGGUCAGCACAGGACGCUUACACGGAGAUUUUAAGUGAUCUGAACAGUAUUGCAGAUGAAAUAGAGCAAGAUGCUCAUGACGGUAUUAUGUUAAACGUACAGGGUUUAACUUUACCAGUUGACGGCGUAACGAGGGGUACCGCGGAUUUGUCUUGCAAUCCUGGAUACAAAGUGGAUACAGGGAGUUUGUCAUGUAAGCCCUGUCCACUUGGGUUUUACUUGGACUCUGAUACAGGGAACUGUGAGUUCUGUAAGAUAGGAGAAUAUAUGGACCAUGAAGGGGCUAGCCAAUGUGAUUUAUGUCCAGAAGGUUACAGUACUUUGGAUACUGGUGCCAAAGAUAUUAACAAGUGCUUAAAAAUAUGUAGUCCUGGGUAUUCUUCAACUACAACAAUGGAACCAUGUUCAGCUUGUCCAAUUGGCACUUACCAACCAGAAGAAGGUAAAUCUAGCUGUCUUUCAUGUCCAGCUGGAAAAGCCACUAGUCAAACAAGCAGCACCUCUGCAGAUGAUUGUGACUUCUUUGAUGUGUUCGUAAAUGGUUUAGACGGAAGGACAGUUAUAGGUUCGUUUACGGCUGAUAAGCUUUCUGUCGUGACUAUGUCUGUUUGGCUGAAAGUAUUUGAUGACUUAAAUGAAGAGGUGACAAUCUACAUUGCUGAUUCCAACGGUGAUAUACUAACUCUGCGGGUAGCCAAUGAGAUCUCAAUACAGGUUGGAUCAGGAAAUGUUGCUUUGACAAAUGUAAGGUUGUCAUCCACCCAUUGGACUCAUAUCAUUUGUAAAAUUGAUAUAGCAUCUGGCAACCAGCAGUUAUACGUGGCAGGUUUAUUGGAGGUGGAUGAGGGGGGAAUUACAAUGGACCAGUCACGCACAAUAUCUUUUGGAAGUAUUGGAAUAGUUGCGGAUUCUAAUGGGGUGUAUGUGUCGGGAUUAGCCCUUUAUGGUCGCGCACUUACGGCUGAUGAUAUUGCGUCAUUAUCAGAGACAUGCGCAGUAACACACAGUGAUGAAGUAUUUUCAAUGACAGAAAUUUUGCCAUAUGUUAAAGACGGCAUUGCUAUUAUAACACCAACCUCAUGUGACCCGCUUGAUGAAUGUGCUAGCAACCCAUGUGGGGAUCAUACUUGCGUGAACCUGGUAAACGAUUUCUCGUGCAUUUGUCAUGGAGGAAUGACUGGGGAUUUAUGUGACGUACCUCCAGAUUACUGCAUUAACAACCGGUGUAUUCAAGGUGAUUGUCAGUCUGGCAAUGGAACGUAUAGCUGCUCUUGUAAUAAUGGAUAUACCGGUGUGUUGUGUGAUAUACCUCCAGUAAAUGGAGGCUGGAGUCAGUGGGGUGAAUGGAGCGGAUGUGGCGUCACCUGUGGCGGCGGUCUUAAUACUAGGUCAAGGAACUGUAAUAAUCCAACUCCAUCUCCUUAUGGCAAUGAUUGUGAAGGAGAUAACACAGAAUCUGCUACUUGUAAUGACCUAGCAUGUCCAACUUGUCCAGGCCUAAGAAGAAAGAUUGGAACAGUAGUGAACUGCCGGAAUGUGUCAAACACUCUGCAGAAAUGUAACAUGACCUGUCUUCCUGAUAAGGCUUUGCCUAAUGGACAGACCAAUUUUGUUGAAUACACAUGUGGUGAUUCAACAGGCCACCAAUGGCUUCCAAUAAACAAAGUCCCAGAAUGUGUCCAAUUAAGUCGACCUGAUUUCUUCGGGACACAAGCAACUGUGGACUACACUCAGCCGGUUCCCGCAUCUGCCCAAACUGAUUUUAUUGCAGCAGUUGAAAAUAAUUUAUCUGGAGUUGGUUGUAUUUCUAACAAUGCGUGUACAAUUACAACAACGGUUUCCAGUGUCAACCAAAAUCGCAAAAGAAGAACAUCAUCUACAACAUUAGCGAUGCAAUUCUCUAUCCAACUAACUGAUACAGACAGUUUAGACCUAGCAGAUUAUCUUACUAGCGGAACAGAAACAUCUGCCAUGACUGAGUUACUUGAGGCACUUUCUUCAAUUAACGAAGUUAUUGAAUUUAUGCAAAACAACACAGCAACAAUAUUUCAAGUUACGGUCGACAGUGUUGAGUAUACACUGGAAAGUACUUCAGUAGAUUUUGUAGCCACUGUUACAUGUCCGAGCGGAUAUGCUGGUGCAGAUGGACUAUGUGCACAGUGUCCAGUGGGAACCUACCUUGUCGACUUCCAGUGUAUCAGUUGCGAAGUAGGAACCUACCAACCUUUGGUUGGUCAGAGUGAAUGCGUAUCUUGUCCUUCCGGAUAUACCACGUCAACAUACGGUUCUUCGGAUAUAUCUGAAUGUUCUGAAGAAAAAGAAGAAGAAGAUGAUGAUGAUGAUGACGAUGAUGACGAUGAUGAAGACAAAAAGAAAGACAAGGACAACAAAACAACUAUAAUCAUUGUUGUGGUCGUCGUCUGUAUAGUUGUUUUUGUACCAUCCAUUCUUGUUGUCAGCUUUUGUUUGUGGAAAUACGUUGACAGACGACGAUUCAGAAAGAAGGGGACUAACGGAAGCUUUGUCAGCCUUAAUAUGGUACGCUCAGCGUCCACUCUUUCAGAAGCCGAUGUCAACUGUCAUACGAAAUUCAACACGAAAGGCACUUCUAUGGCCGAACCUAACAAUUAUGUUGAAACCCCAAUUGAGAAAGGUGCCUUUUAGGACGUAUCACUGCAUUAUGAAAAUCUUGACUUGAAUAAAUGCACCUAAAAUUGACUCUUAAAAUACAAAAUUAAAUUUGUAUUUACAACAAUGCAGCAAGGAAAUUGCAUAGCUUUAAAGAAAAGAUCAUCAAGAGCUGUUGUUUUUCCCCGUUCAUACAUGUUUGUGACAACUUAAGAAUACAGUAUACAGAAUAGGUGUUCGUUUGAUCACCAUGAUACUUUUAGUAAGUCGUUUGAUUGUUUAUCAAUGUUGAUUUUCUUGUUGAAUAAUAUCUAAUUAUCAUUAUUUUACUUGUCGUUUUGUUGUGUUUAUUUUUUUUUUUGCUUGUAGUUAACUGGUGAUUAUAAUAUUAAUCAGAGUAUAGAAUGUUUCAAUAAAACCUAAACCAUAUCUUUAUUUCUUUGGCCUUUUGAUAAUAUAUACAGUAACAUUGAGUUAGUACUUUGUAUAGAAGUCAAAAUACAUUUUGCUACUUUUAUUACAAAUUACUUGAUACCCUUUUGUCGUCAUGUGAUUAGCACCUAACCUGGUAUAAAACGAAUUAUAUCAUUAAUUAAAAGUACAAUUUUGCCAGUUCGACGGAAAAAAGUUUUAUUCAUUUUAAGGCUUUAUGUGCCGUUGAUAUACUAUAAAAUAACUUGUAAUUCAAUUUUGUAGAUGUGUUAUUCUAUACUUAAACAAAUGUGAUAGAAAAUACUGAAAUAGACGUAGUUAAUAUGAAUAAUGCAUUGUUCUUAUAUCAAAACAUGUACUUAUAUUUCAACAUUCAUAAUUGAUAAAACAGUUAUCUUGCUGUGCAAUCUGAAUCACUUAAUAUAGAAACAGAAAUACACCAAUUAGAUAUCAAAGCGUUUCUUGCUGAAUUUACCAUGUAGUAUAUAGGAUUUUUGUGAAUCCGAUAUUACACCUAUGACAACAAAUUCUAUUUCUUUAUUUGAAUUUCACAAACCAGUACGUAUCAUCAUACAAUACAUAUGCAUUAUAGUAAAUAUUCGAUCAGCAAAAAAACGCUUUUAUGUUGUCAAAAAUUAACUAUUGAUUUCAUUAACGAUAAAAAUUUAUUUUUUACAUUUUUUUACAAAUCUAUCGAAACACCAUUUUAAAAGCAUAAUAAAGAAUUAAUCAAGUACAAAUGCAAGAGCUGGUAACAAGAGGUUAAUUCAUAACAUACUAGGAAUCAACCCGAUAUAUGAAUAAUGGACCCGACGAUUUAAAUUUAUUCCAGGCAAACAAUCAUAUUCAGAUCGUCUUUGACGUGAAUUAACGUCUUCAACACAUUUAUUGGUAGAUGCGAAAGUAGCUCAUCCUUAAGUCUCCUACCGAUUCAACCUGAGGGGACUUAAGGUUUACCCUCUGUCCAUCAGUCCGUCUGAAAAUAGUACUGAAAAUAUUUUUUAUGAAACUUGAAAUAUGGGGGUAGAUGGCAGUCUGGAUAUCCCGAUAUAAUGCACUUUUUUUCUUCUUAUUGGGAAAAAUGUGGUUGCUUUGGCAACAAAUUGACUUAAAAUAUGGCAAAUAUAACAAUGUUUGUGAUAACUCAUGAUAACUGUGAUACUUGCUUGUUUAAAAAUCUUUUAUAUUUCUGUCGUUUAAAAUUCUACUAAUUUAAAGCUCAGAUGUUGAGUUACUGUCCUGUCUUGGUACAAAGGUCAGUAGAAUUAAAGUCGUAUUUUUUUCAUUUUGUUUUAUAUUGUUGUGGUUUUCGUUUUUACUUUUAACUUUUAUUUUAUUAUUGUUUGUGUGUUUUUAUGAUGUUUUUUGUAUUGUUGUUGUUGUUGUAGUUGGGUUUUUUAGUCAAUAUAAAACUUUGAAAUGUUA
Messenger RNA from Ruditapes philippinarum (Manila clam), 4917 nucleotides. RefSeq lists its product as uncharacterized. Gene Ontology annotation, biological process: signal transduction. The record is from RefSeq and is a predicted model, not a curated record. Gene Ontology annotation, molecular function: calcium ion binding. NCBI's taxonomy places the organism in Eukaryota, Metazoa, Mollusca, Bivalvia, Venerida, Veneridae. Bases 163 to 3096 code for a protein of 977 amino acids. Gene Ontology annotation, cellular component: cell surface. The transcript is spliced from 15 exons.